AUGAAAGACAAUAACUCAUUGGUUGGUUGUCAGUUCCUGAUACGGCAGAUUACUUAUGAUUCAAUGAUUGUGCAGGUAUUGGUGUUUGUCUGUAUUUGUAUUAACUUGUUGCUCAUCGUAACCUUUUUUAAAAAGGACUGCUUUCACACAACUGCACGCUAUAUCUUGUUUGCUCUUACACUUCUGACUGACAGUUUUCUGUUAUUAAUAUCCGAUGUUCUGCUUAUUAUUAACUAUUAUAGAAUUACAAUGCAAAUGUGGUUAUGCAUCAUUAUCACUAUUUUUGCACUUUUUUACUUUUUCAUUACACCAGUGACUCUGACAGCAAUGACACUGGAGCGUUAUGUUGCCAUUUGCAUGCCCCUGCAUCAUGGAGUGCUGUGCUCCACUCGCAGAACUAUGCACUGUAUCCUUAUCAUCCACAUCAUCAGCUCUUUUCCCUGUAUUGUUAUUCUCUCUCCCUUUUUUGCAUCCAUUCCUGAUAGUUUCUUCAGAAAAUGUGCUUUUUGCUCUGUGGAGACUUUCAUGUUACAAAGAUGGCACGAGCAUCUUAGAUCAGGCAUAAGUCAGUUUUACUUUUUAAUCAUGUGUAUUGUCAUUGUAUUCUGCUAUGUUAAAAUAAUGAAAGUGGCCAAAGCUGCAUCAGGAGAGAAUAAAAAGUCAACUGGUAAAGGCCUCAGAACAGUGGUUCUUCAUGCUUUCCAGUUGCUCCUCUGUCUCAUCCAGCUGUGGUGUCCUAUUAUAGAAAAUGCUGUCCUUCACAUUGAUGGCAGACUAUUCCAGAAACUCAGAUAUGUUAACUACAUAAUCUUUAGUCUUUUUCCAAGAUGUCUGAGUCCUUUAGUUUAUGGACUCAGAGAUGAAACAUUUUUUCAUGCAUUGAAAAGUGUCUGCCCCAGGGUCUCCUCCUGGUUGGACAUGUCUGAAACACCUCACCAGCGACCACCUCAUUAUCCUGAUGAGAUGCCCAAACCACCUCGACUUGCACCCUCUAUAAUGUGGCAGAGUAGUGACUUUACUCUGAGUUCUUCCGAAUGA
This is a messenger RNA of Sphaeramia orbicularis (orbiculate cardinalfish), 1038 nucleotides long. Its product is annotated as odorant receptor 131-2-like. Gene Ontology annotation, biological process: G protein-coupled receptor signaling pathway; detection of chemical stimulus involved in sensory perception of smell. Gene Ontology annotation, molecular function: odorant binding; olfactory receptor activity; G protein-coupled receptor activity. Lineage: Eukaryota; Metazoa; Chordata; Actinopteri; Kurtiformes; Apogonidae. Bases 1 to 1038 code for a protein of 345 amino acids. The record is from RefSeq and is a predicted model, not a curated record. Gene Ontology annotation, cellular component: membrane. The transcript has 2 exons.